Molecule: messenger RNA, 2189 nt
Organism: Notolabrus celidotus (New Zealand spotty)
Lineage: Eukaryota; Metazoa; Chordata; Actinopteri; Labriformes; Labridae
Product: interaptin-like
Exons: 2
Coding region: 139-2088 (649 amino acids)
Source: RefSeq, a predicted model, not a curated record
CAUAUGACAUCAUAACAUCAAAGGACUGAUUCAAGCAGGGAGAGUAUAAACCACAGCAGCUCUCUCCAUCAGAAGGAUCAUUUUGAAUCUGUUGUAGGCGAGUAUCAGAGAGACAUCCACACUCAACAAUCAUUCAAAAUGCCCAAACAAACGCAGAAAGUGGCCAAGGCUGACAAAAGCAGAAGCAAACGUCAGGAGGACCCGAUCGAUUUUUCCAAACUUCCUAAGGACUUGAAAACACCUGAUGAAGUCUGGAAAAAAGAGAGGGGAAACACUCGUAAAAAGAAUAAAUCCAGCCGCUUGCAAGAGGAGAGAGAAAUGGAGUUGGCUGAACAAAAGUCAGAGGACCAAGAAGAUCAGAAGGAGCUGAUUAAUCCCACUGCUGAUAAAACUCCUGCCGAAGAAGCUGAGUUUAUGGAGACCAUCAAGAACCUGUCAAAAAGGCUUCUUCUAAAGGAGUAUCUGCAGCUGAGGAAGGACUUCGUAACCACCGAAGAUAAGCUGAAGAAAAAACUUCAGAAAGAGAGGACAAAGAGUGAACUUCUCCAAGAAGAGCUGGAGAAGAAGAAAGCUUCAAACUCUGACGUCCAGGAGAGUGAGCCAGAGGUCCCUGCUCAACAACAACAGGCUGGUUUCCUAAACCCUGAAACUGAGGAGAAAUUAAAGUCUCUGGAAGACAGGGUGCUGAAUGACCAGCGUGUUACCACCAACCUGAUGGCUGAACGGGACACCCUCACACAAGAGAUGGCAGAGAUCAACAUCCUUAAGGAAGAGGCCAUCAAAAAGCAGGAGGAUCUCUUGCAGGAGAAUGAGGGGCUGAAACAUGAACUCAGCCUCAAGAAAUGUCUUGACCAAGAGAAUGAGGAGCUAAAACAUGAACUCAGCCUCAAGAAAUGUCUUGACCAGGAGAAUGAGGAGCUAAAACAUGAACUCAGCCUCAAGAAAUGUCUUGAACAGGAGAACGAGGAGCUGAAACAUGAACUCAGCCUCAAGAAAUGUCUUGAACAGGAGAAUGAGGAGCUGAAACAUGAACUCAGCCUCAAAAAAUGUCUUGAACAGGAGAACGAGGAGCUGAAAGAGAAGAUCAAAACCAGCCAGGAGGAGUUCAACGCUGAGCUCCAGCUUGCAAAACAGAACCACAUCCUCCUCCAACAGCACUAUCAGGCUCUAAGAGUUGCAUACCAGAAGCUCGGUGAGGCGUACCAAACACAGGUCGUCACUGUCAGAAAUCAGGCUGUAAACCUUCAAAACCAGCUGAAGACGCAAGUCCAGUCAAAUGCAAACAGGAAGAGGGAAGACCAGUGGCUCAUCAGGAAGUUAAAAACUGACCUGAAAGCCCUCCAAGGAAAAACGUCAGCGACCAUCAUCUCCCAGAAAAAAUACUUCUUGAAGAUUAUAGAGGGGCUGAGCAAUCAGCUCAACUCUCUGAGAGAUAUCCGAGAAAAAUAUGACGACCUGAAAGAGGAAUACGAUAUCAGACAGGAGGAGUUCAACGCUGAGCUUCAGCCGGAAAAACAAAAAAAUGUGCUUCUCCAAGAGAAUCACGAGAGCCUGAGAGAGUCGUACAUAGAGCUCAGUAAAAAAUAUGAAGCCGUGAUCAUUACUCUCCAACAGUGGGCUGAAGCGGUUGCUCAGCAGGGACUAACCAUCCAAGUCCAGGAGGAGCCUGAGGACUCAGAGAUUAACAGUACUGAGACCGCAACGACCCUGACACCCCAGGAAGAGCCUGAAGCAUUGACCCCAGUCAGUGAGACAGCGACUCCAGCCACUGAGACAGAGACUCCAGUCAGUGAGACAGCGACUCCAGACACUGAGACAGAGACUCCAGACACUGAGACAGAGACUUCAGACACUGAGACAGCGACUCCAGCCACUGAGACAGAGACUCCAGUCAGUGAGACAGCGACUCCAGCCACUGAGACAGAGACUCCAGUCAGUGAGACAGUGACUCCAGCCACCGAGACAGCGACCCAAGCCAAACCGUUCUGGAAAAGUGUCAGACAUAUUCUGGGUUUGAGGAAGCCAAAGUCCUGGAAGAAGAAGGAGCAGGAGCCUACAUCAACUCCUCACUCCCAUCGCCCCCCAUAACCCUUCCCUCCCUGUGUGGGUUUCCCCCGGGUAACUCCGGUUCCCACACAUAAAUGCAAUUACAAAAAAUAAAACAAUUAAAAUAAAACCAAAAAAACAAA